CUUAGAAGUCACAAAAAGAUCCACUCGGGAGAGAAACCAUUUAAAUGCAUAGAGUGUGGAAAGACGUUUACUCGGAGCAAUGGACUUGCUAUCCACAAAAAGAUCCAUACAGGGGAAAGGCCAUAUAAAUGCAUGGAGUGUGAAAAGACCUUUGCUCAAAAACGUCAUCUUUUUUUUCAUAAGAUGAUCCACACAGGGGAGAAGCCAUAUGAAUGCAUGGAGUGCGGAAAGACAUUUACUCAAAGCAGUGGACUUAGAAGCCACAAAAAGAUCCAUACAGGGGAAAAGCCAUUUGUGAGAUAUAGAAACUCGAAGCCAUUUGAAAUCUUUGCAAGCCAAAAUUCUCUCUUUGGGGGAACAGAAAAAAAGAGAGGAAUAACUUGCAGGGAUCCGUCCUGUUGCGGCCCCAGAAAUGGUCCUGUGAAGGAAAAGGCAUCUGGAGAUCCACCAGAGUCCUUGGACCCAUUUGCAGUUGCUCUGCGGGAGAGAGAAAGGAUGGAGACACAACCUUUUGCAAAGGAGGGAAGCGGAAAAGGCCCUUCAGCUGUUCAGCCUGGGAAGGGUGGGGAAAUCUGGACAAGAACUGGGGAGGAGAUCCUGGAGGAGGAAACCAUCCUUCCUUCAGAAGUUCAGCCUUGCAACUUCAGGAGCCUCCAAUACCAGGAGGCUGAGGGUCCCCGAGGACUUUGCAGCCAACUGCACGACUUUUGUAGGCGAUGGCUGAAACCGGAAAAGCACACCAAAGCCCAGAUGCUGGACUUGGUUGUUCUGGAGCGGUUCCUGUUCCUUCUGCCCCCAGAGAUGGAGUGCUGGGUGCGGGAGUGUGGAGCACAGACCAGCUCCCAAGCGGUGGCCCUGAUGGAAGGCUUCCUCCUGAGCCAGGCGGAAGAGCAGAAGGAGCAGCUCCAGUUGCAGUGUUGCACUAUGGAGAUCAGAGAUCUUGAGGGAAAGAAGAAUCCAUCAAAUCCCCCUCAGGAGCAAUUUUUCAGGAGGAUCCCUUGGGAAGAUCCAAGUCAGGACACCUCAGGAGAAAUACAAAGAAUGAAGUUAUCUGUUUUUUACGAUGGAGCUCAAACAGUGGAUGAACCUCCAAAUCUAGAGAAUCUUGUGUCUUUUGAGGAGGUGGCUGUGUAUUUCUCUGAGGAGGAAUGGUCACAGCUGGAUCCUGACCAAAAAACGCUGCAUUCGGAAGUCAUGCUUGAAAACCAUAGGAACGUGGCCUCUCUGGGUAACAAUGGGCAGGAGAAUCAAGGUUCCCGUGAAAUGUUCCAAGUGAUCAAUGCUAAAGAUGGAAUGGAGAAGUUUGGAAUUCAAAUGGAAUUUGAAAGCCAUGAGAGAAACCAGUCAAAUGAUUGGAAUCAGGAAAGCUCAUUUUCCACUGAUGCUCCAAUGCAAGACUUUCUUGCCCAACAGUUGGAACCAUAUAACUUCCUUACAUCCCAAAUUGAUACAAAAGAGAAGCCUUAUAAAUGUUUGGAAUGUGGAAAAUGUUUUAGAACAAAUGGGCAUCUUACUUCCCAUGAAAGGAUCCACAUAGGGGAGAAGCUGUAUAAAUGUAUGCAGUGUGGAGAAACCUUUCCUUGUACCAACGAACUUACAGUCCAUAAAAGGAGACACAUGGGAGAGAAACCAUAUAAAUGCAUGGAAUGUGGAAAGACCUUUGCUCAGAGUAGUGGACUUAGUUGCCAUAAAAAGAUCCACACAGGAGAUAAACCAUAUAAAUGCACUGAGUGUGGAAAGGCCUUUGCUCUGAAUGGUAGACUUACUAUCCACAAAAAGAUCCACACAGGGGAGAAGCCAUUUAAAUGCAUGGAAUGUGGGAAGACCUUUGCUCAAAGAGGUACUCUUAUUUCCCACAAUGUGAUCCAUACAGGGGAGAAGCCAUAUAAAUGCAUGGAGUGUGGAAAGACCUUUGCUCAGAGCAGUGGACUUAGAAGUCACAAAAAGAUCCACUCGGGAGAGAAACCAUUUAAAU
Messenger RNA from Notechis scutatus (mainland tiger snake), 1975 nucleotides. The record is from RefSeq and is a predicted model, not a curated record. Lineage: Eukaryota; Metazoa; Chordata; Lepidosauria; Squamata; Elapidae.